Messenger RNA from Tympanuchus pallidicinctus (lesser prairie-chicken), 1000 nucleotides. RefSeq names its product S-adenosylmethionine synthase-like. Gene Ontology annotation, molecular function: methionine adenosyltransferase activity; ATP binding. The transcript has 5 exons. Gene Ontology annotation, biological process: S-adenosylmethionine biosynthetic process. The record is from RefSeq and is a predicted model, not a curated record. Bases 84 to 737 code for a protein of 217 amino acids. Lineage: Eukaryota; Metazoa; Chordata; Aves; Galliformes; Phasianidae. Gene Ontology annotation, cellular component: cytosol; methionine adenosyltransferase complex.
GCGCCGUUCUUAGUUCGCUGCUUCCCCGCUGCGCGUCGCUGCUCUCCGCGCUCCGCUCCGCCCGCGUCCGCCGCCCCUGCGCCAUGAACGGGCAGCUGAACGGCUUCCACGAGGUGUUCAUCGAGGAGGGAACGUUCCUCUUCACCUCCGAGUCCGUGGGCGAAGGGCACCCAGAUAAGAUCUGCGAUCAGAUCAGCGAUGCCGUGCUGGACGCCCACCUGCGGCAGGACCCCGACGCCAAAGUGGCCUGCGAAACGGUGGCAAAGACGGGGAUGAUUCUGCUGGCGGGUGAAAUCACCUCCCGAGCUGCUGUGGAUUAUCAGAAGGUGGUGCGGGACACCAUCCGGCACAUCGGAUACGACGACUCCUCCAAAGGCUUCGACUACAAGACGUGCAACGUGCUGGUUGCCCUGGAGCAGCAAUCCCCGGACAUCGCUCAGGGCGUCCACCUGGACCGCAGCGAGGAGGACAUCGGCGCCGGCGAUCAGGGCCUGAUGUUCGGUUACGCCACGGACGAGACGGAGGAGUGCAUGCCGCUCACCAUCGUGCUGGCGCACAAACUCAACGCCAAGCUGGCCGAGCUGCGCCGCAACGGCAGCCUGCCAUGGCUGCGCCCCGACUCCAAGACGCAGGUGGGCUCUGCUGGGGGCGCUGCGGGGCCUUUGGGGGCGCUGCGAGGCCUUUGGGGACACUGCAAGGCCUUUGGGGGCACUGCGAGGCCUUUGGGGGCACUGUGAGGCCUUUGGGGGCACUGCGAGGCCUUUGGGGGCACUGUGAGGCCUUUGGGGGCACUGCGAGGCCUUUGGGGGCGCUGCGGGGCCUUUGGGGACACUGCGAGGCCUUUGGGGGCGCUGCGAGGCCUUUGGGGGCGCUGCGGGGCCUUUGGGGGCGCUGCGAGGCCUUUGGGGGCGCUGCGAGGCCUUUGGGGGCACUGCGAGGCCUUUGGGGGCACUGCAAGGCCUUUGGGGGCGCUGCGGGGCCUUUGGGGGCACUGCGAGGC